Molecule: messenger RNA, 2545 nt
Organism: Carica papaya (papaya)
Lineage: Eukaryota; Viridiplantae; Streptophyta; Magnoliopsida; Brassicales; Caricaceae
Gene: HCF152
Product: Tetratricopeptide repeat (TPR)-like superfamily protein
Molecular function (GO): protein binding
Source: RefSeq, a predicted model, not a curated record
AGCUUCGCCGAAGACAAACAAGAGGACAAGACCCACUCGACGUAGUUCAUCCCUUUUCCACCCAAAAAAAAAUGUUCGCUCUCUCUGAUAUUAUCCUCAUAAAUUCAAAAUCAUAGUCCCUCUCCUCCCAAAUGAACCGGCCAUGAACCUGUCAACACCUCCUCCAUCGCCGCCCUCCUCUUCCUCCAUUUCUAACCAGAGCUCUUUCUCUUUAACCCACACCUUCACUCUCCACUGGCUGAACCUACCGGCAAAACCCACGCGCCCCUUUCGCGUGCAUACCACAGCCAACCAAACUAAUUCUACUGAUCUCUCUAUCUUUACCACCAACGCUACAGUUUCCAGCUCCACCAACAAUGAGCAACAGCUCUUGUCUCUACUUCGUCAAAGAAAAACAGAGGAGGCUUGGAUUGAGUACACUCGGUCCACUCACCUCCCCGGACCCACUUGCCUUAGUCGUCUAGUCUCCCAAUUAUCUUACCAGAAGACUCGUGUCAGCCUCACGCGAGCGCAGUCCAUUAUCACGCGCCUCCGUAAUGAGCGCCAGCUCCACCGCCUUGAUGCCAACUCCCUUGGCCUCCUCGCCAUGGCUGCAGCUAAAUCCGGCCACACACUUUAUGCUACCUCAGUUAUCAAGUCCAUGCUUCGCUCAGGCUACCUUCCCCAUGUCAAAGCAUGGACCGCCGCAGUCGGUCGCCUCGCUGCAUCCGGCGAUGAUGGGCCCGUGGAAGCUAUCAAGCUUUUCAGCUCGGUUAUUCGCCGAGUCCGCCGCUUCAAUGACCCGGCCGUGAUUGCCCAGUCGAGGCCAGAUACCGCUGCAUAUAAUGCGGUUCUCAAUGCUUGUGCCAAUCUUGGUGAAACUAACCGAUUCCUGCAGUUGUUCUAUGAAAUGCCUGAGUUUGGUUGCGAGCCCGAUUCCCUAACCUACAAUGUUAUGAUCAAGCUGUGCGCAAGAGUUGAUAGGAAGGACCUGAUUGUUUUCGUGUUGGAGAGGAUAAUUGAGAAGGGAAUUCGCUUGUGUAUGACUACACUGCAUUCACUUGUUGCAACCUAUGUUGGGUUCGGUGAUUUGAGAACGGCAGAGAAAAUUGUGCAAGCGAUGAGAGAGGGGAGGAGAGACCUCUGCAAGAUUCUACGGGACUCAAAUUUGGAGGAUGAGACUGAAUAUGACCAUGAUUUUAAUGAUUGGGAAGAUACGAAUCUAAAUGAGGAAAGAGAAGAUGAUGAUGUAUUUGCGAAAUUGCUUCCUAAUUCGAGUAAACCGAGUGAUGAGCCCCCAUUGAUGCCAAAAAUGUUUGCUCCUGACUCUCGGAUUUACACUACCCUAAUGAAAGGUUAUAUGAAGGCAGGCCGCGUCAUGGACUCUGUAAGGACUCUAGAGGCAAUGCGGCAUCAGGAUGAUAGUGCCAGUCAUCCUGACCAUGUUACAUACACAACCCUAGUAUCUGCAUUUGUGAAGGCAGGGUCCAUGGAUAAGGCUCGUCAAGUACUAGCCGAAAUGACAAGGGUUGGAGUGCCUGCAAAUAGGAUUACAUAUAAUAUUCUGCUCAAGGGUUACUGCAAGCAGUUGCAGAUAGACAAGGCAAAGGAACUGCUCAAGGAGAUGGCUGAUGAUGGGGUUGAACCUGAUGCGGUUUCCUAUAAUAUCCUGAUUGAUGGAUGCAUACUAAUUGAUGACAGUGCAGGGGCUCUUGCAUUCUUCAAUGAAAUGCGAGCAAGACAAAUUGCUCCCACCAAGAUUAGUUACACUACUUUAAUGAAAGCUUUUGCCAUGUCAGGCCAGCCAAAGCUGGCCAACAAGGUGUUUGAUGAGAUGCUGAGAGACCCAAGAGUUAAAGUUGAUUUGAUUGCGUGGAACAUGCUGGUUGAAGGAUAUUGCAGGCUGGGCUUGGUUGAAGAAGCCAAGAAGAUAGUUCAGAGAAUGAGAGAGAAUAAUUUCCACCCUAAUGUAGCAACUUAUGGAAGUCUCGCAAAUGGGAUUUCACUGGCUAGAAAACCAGGAGAAGCGCUAUUGUUAUGGAAGGAAAUAAAGGAGAGGUGUGAAGUGAAAAGGGAAGAAAGCUCGGAUGGGGAUUCUUGUUCUCCCCCACCACUGAAACCAGAUGAAGGGUUGUUGGAUACUCUGGCUGAUAUUUGUGUGAGGGCUGCCUUCUUCCGUAAGGCUUUAGAAAUUGUAGCGUGCAUGGAAGAGAACGGCAUACCCCCAAAUAAAACCAAGUACAAAAAAAUUUACGUGGAAAUGCAUUCAAGGAUGUUCACUAGUAAGCAUGCUUCCCAGGCCAGGCAGGAUAGAAGAAUUGAAAGGAAGAGAGCAGCUGAAGCUUUCAAGUUUUGGUUAGGUUUGCCCAACUCUUAUUAUGGGAGCGAAUGGCAGUUAUAACCUUCAAAUGAGUAGGACAUCUGGAUGGGUUGGCCGAAAUACUCGUCCAACUCAACAUGGUUAUUUGGUGUCCUUGUAUACUAGGAUUAAAAUAUUCAGGUAUGUAUGAAGUCUGAACCUGGAUGAAAAUAUAUGAAUUUCAGAUGUAAUAUAAUAGUUCAAAAA